Mangifera indica (mango) is the source of this 1207-nucleotide messenger RNA. Its product is annotated as probable WRKY transcription factor 70. Gene Ontology annotation, biological process: regulation of DNA-templated transcription. The coding region runs from base 162 to 1058 and encodes 298 amino acids. Gene Ontology annotation, molecular function: sequence-specific DNA binding; DNA-binding transcription factor activity. The transcript is spliced from 3 exons. The record is from RefSeq and is a predicted model, not a curated record. Lineage: Eukaryota; Viridiplantae; Streptophyta; Magnoliopsida; Sapindales; Anacardiaceae.
CUUUCCUCUUAUCCUGUAUCUUGAUGUUAAUAAAAGCCUCUCCUCCACUACUUCUCCUCGUGUAUAUCCAUUCACCUCCCAUUAUGCAAGCAAAAGCAAUUGGGUAACUUCUGAUUCAGUUUCACUUGUUUUUGAUUAGUACUCUCUUAGCCUUUCUUAUUAUGGCAGCUCUUUGUUCCAACCGGAGCAAGCUGAUACAAGAGCUUCGUCAAGGCCAGAAGUUUGCCAACCAGCUUCAGCUGACUCUUCAUCAGGAUCAUAAACCCUUUGAACAGCAACAUGGGUUGGUUUCAUCUCAUCAACAGGAGCUUAUUGUUAAGAUCUUGAGAUCUUUCAAUGAGACUCUUUCUGUACUGAGUUCUGGCACCUCUGCUGAGCUUGUUGUUUCUAAAAAUCAUGAUCAUCAACAGUUUCCGCCUACCAAUUCUUCCAAUGAUUCACCUUGUACGGAUGACCGGAGAUGGGAAGAUUCCGGCGAGAGUAAAAAAGGGCCGGCCAGUUCCAAGGCGAGGAGAGGCUGUUACAAGAGAAAGAAGAAUUUAGAGACAUGGAGAAUAGCCUCUUCCACCUUAGAAGAUCCUCAUGCUUGGAGGAAAUAUGGGCAAAAGGAGAUUCUCAAUGCGAAGUUCCCAAGGAGUUACUAUAGGUGCACACAUAAGUAUGAUCAAGGAUGCAGAGCAACAAAACAAGUUCAAAGAAUGGAAGAUAAUCCAGAAAUGUAUGAGACAACAUACAUAGGCAGCCAUACUUGCAAAGAUUUAUUCACUGCUCCAAAAAUCUUCGCAGAUUCUGAUCAUCCUUGGGGAACUACUGGUUCUUGUACUGUGAGCUCAAUGAACAGUUUUACCCCACAAGAAAUAAAGCGAGAAUAUAAGGAAGAGACAACACAAAGUGAUGAUAUAUCAGAGAACUUGUCGUCUUUGGAUUCAGUGGUGUGGGAUGAUCUAAUCCCCAUUGAAUUAUCUUAUCCAGCUACUGCUAAGAUGCAUUCUAAUGACUAUGAGAUGGAUUUUGACAGAGACUUUCAUUUUGAUGAGAGUGACUUCCUUCUUAGUUAGGUAGUUUGGCAUCAACAUAGAUAAAGUAGUGUCAUGUGUACAAUUUUUGUGCACAUAGUAUUAUUGAAUAGCAUAAACAUGGUGCUUUUUCUUUUAUGUAUAUGUACAUUAGUUUUUGUGGAAUAAGCAGAGCCACCAUUUUCAGUUUA